GCCCAUUGCUCAGACCCCGCCCCUUCCUCCAACGUCAACGGGCCUCUUUCCAUUUACUUCAGUGGACCCUGGUCCCCGCAGCAGCCAAGGCAGCGUCAUGCGAGAGAACAAGGGAAAGCCCCGCCCAUUUUCCCCUCCCCCCCCCCUCAAGGCCAACCGUCCAACACCAAGCGCGCCCAUUGGCUGCCCGGCCCCGCUUAGGCUCCGUCCAAUAGGGUAGGAGGGAAUCGGCAGCGGGAUGGGAGCUCGGGCAGCACCAUGGCGGAUCGGCUAACGCAGCUGCAGGACGCGGUGAACUCGCUUGCAGAUCAGUUUUGUAAUGCGAUUGGGGUAUUGCAGCAAUGUGGCCCACCUGCCUCCUUCAGUAACAUUCAGACAGCGAUAAACAAAGACCAGCCAGCUAAUCCUACAGAAGAAUAUGCUCAGUUGUUUGCGGCAUUGAUUGCACGAACUGCUAAGGAUAUUGAUGUUUUAAUAGAUUCAUUACCUAGUGAAGAAUCAACAGCAGCUUUGCAGGCUGCUAGUCUGUAUCGGUUAGAGGAGGAAAACCAUGAAGCAGCUGCCCGUCUGGAAGAGGUGGUUUAUCGUGGGGAUAUGCUACUAGAAAAGAUACAGAGUGCCCUAGCAGAUAUUGCUCAAUCACAGCUGAAGACCAGAAGUGGUACUCGUAGCCAACCUAUUCCAGAUUCAUAGCAGCAGGGGGCAGCAUUUUGCUGCAAAAGUGAACUAUUAGAUUGUGAAUAAAAUCAUAUUUUUGAAAACAAAGUUCUGUCUCAAACACUUACAAUAAUAUUGAGCCAUACUGUUGUGUAAAUAUUUUGAGUGCACUGAUUAUAGUAAAAGCAUGUCACUUGUCAAAGCCUAAAAGUCUUGUUAUAUAUUCUCAAGUUUGGCAUGAAAAGCAUUUAUAAACUAAGAAUUGGUGUUCGUGUUGCUCCAGCACUGCACAUUUAAUGUGUUUCCUUUAUUUCAAAAUCCUACUUUUUUGGUAAGUUUAGCUUCUCUUAUGCAUAGAUUUGUAUCUGAUGAGCUGUCAUCUUCACAAUGUAAACUUGUAUAUUCCUACUGGGCAAUAAGGGAAAAUUCUUUCUCAGCAUAUUUUUGGUAACCUCCCUCUCCUCUAAAUCUUCAAGAUUAGGUUGUCUUAUUUUAUUGUGAGGCUUUUACAGGAAAUUGUGCUUCACUGUGCAGAGUUCUAUGAGCAAAGUGAUGUGCAUUCUGAGGUUGUUCAAGUGCUCAUCUCUUGCAUUGCUAUAUAUACUGUUUAAUUACUGUUUCUGCUGUGACACUUUGGCAAACUUAUUAUUUGACUGUAUUUUAUCUUCUUUGGCUGCAAGCUAAUAUACAGUUUUCUUGCCGGCUGCAUCCUGUUAAUACUUAGAAAAAGAGCCAAUGCCAAGAUCAGGUGUCUGUCAAAUUUAUGGUUCACAAAUGGGACUGUGGAGCAGUAGUGGUUCUUGAUGCACUUGCUGAUUCCCUGCAGGCUGCUAGCAGGUCUUAUGGAAUUGGCUCUACCCCUUUGCUUCUGGUUGCUUCUACAGAUGCCAGGUUUCUCAUGGCAAAGCCUGUGCCUGUAAAAGUAGAAGCUACUGAGAGGAGCUGCUGGUUGUAGUUGCAUCGGAGGAAUCUGAGAAGAAACAAAAGGAGUCCAGUAGGGAUAGAAGCCAGUGAUGGAAGAGCUGAAGCUAACUUCUUUUCUAAUAUUGCUCUUCUGUGUAAACAGUUGCCAUAGCCACUGCAUGGACAUUGUGUGAGUGUCAAUAUGAAAGGGGUAGUCCCUGAGA
Dermochelys coriacea (leatherback sea turtle) is the source of this 1784-nucleotide messenger RNA. RefSeq names its product mediator complex subunit 21 (gene MED21). The record is from RefSeq and is a predicted model, not a curated record. Lineage: Eukaryota; Metazoa; Chordata; Testudines; Dermochelyidae. Bases 259 to 693 code for a protein of 144 amino acids. Gene Ontology annotation, cellular component: mediator complex. The transcript has 4 exons. Gene Ontology annotation, molecular function: transcription coregulator activity. Gene Ontology annotation, biological process: regulation of transcription by RNA polymerase II.